UUCUUCUUCUUCCUUUUCUCCGUGAAUGUCGCACAUCUCUGGCCAGUUGUGCAGCUCUUUUUCAUACAUAGCCUUUUAUAUUAGAGCAGCCCCCCACAGGUACAAUACGGAGUGUGUAUGGACGAACGCGGGGUGGGGAAUAUGGUGGGAGGAGUGAUGCGGCGGCGGCCGCCGCCCGUCUUCCGUGAUUAUGUUUGAUUUCAUUUUGGCGGUAGACCGGACGCACUCCGACUAACUGACUCAAGGUCAGUUAGUCGCCGUCGAGACAUCACCGCCGACGCACGCACCAUCUUGCCCCUCUUCUUCUUCAUCCAUCCGAUCCGAUCCGAUCCGAUCCAGCAGCUGUGCAGCGCAAGAAAACAACACACCGGCGGGACUGCAGCAGCCGGACAUAUCAUCGGAACAUGUUGCCACUUUUGCGACCAGUAGCUCCUGCGUGUCCGCUCACCUCCGCUGGUUGUUAGGAGACGGCCGAAAAAAAUUCAGUGUGCGCCAUAUUGUCGUCUUCCAGGGUCCAGCAUAUCGUUCCAGUCAAAAGUGUUUGAAUCAACUGCUGUUCAUUGACAUUUCAAAAGAGAUUAUUCAAAAAAUAAUAGAAAUGGAGGACCAUCAGCAAAGUGGUUUGAUGUGGGUCCAUCCGGCGGCAGUGUUGACGGACACGGUGUUGUCCCUGUGUCUGGUGGCCCCGAUGGUCGUCGGCUAUUGGCGCGGGACCUGGUUCCUCCUGGACGCCUACCUCUACCCGGACGAUGCGGCCGCCAGCUGCUGGAUCUCGUUGCUGUUGGGAUUCGGCAGUCUGUUGCUGGCCACUUGGUUUCAGCGCCAAUUGCAGGAUUACGUCACUCGGCAGACACCUUGCAUCUAUUUCUUACUCUCAAGACUUUACACCGUCGUCCUCUGCUUCGGUUGCGUGAAUCACUGGCGUGGUGUUUGGGGAACGCUGGACGUCUACACGGGAAUCGGCUGGACAACGGCCCUCAUGUCGAUCGUCAUCGGCAUCACUGGACUCAUUUGGCUCCGUGCCUUCCGCAAUAUUAUGGCACCGCCGCUGGUCAUCAUCGUCGAUGAUCCCGAAGGAUAUUUCACUUUCCCCACCAUGUUCCGCACAAUCGAAUCAAAACGACCGCACUUAAUAGCCCUGGACGGCCUGUUCAGCGUGACGAUUGUGGGCUCGUUGGUCGUCCUGGUCUGGCGAGGUUCUUUCCUUUACCUGGACCUGGUCAUGUUUCCAGAAGAUGCGGAAUGGUCCGCUUGGGGCUCAACGGUUUUGGGUUAUUCAACGUCGUUGCUGGCCUUUGCUCUGCAAGCCCCGCUGGCGGCCGUUUGUUCCCGCGCCACCGGUUUUUGGCGCAUCGUCGUCAUGGACGCCUUCACGGCCAUCGCCUACGUCGGCUCCGUCAACGUCUGGCGAGGACUGUGGAACCUCUACGACAUCUACUUAUUCCCAGAUCACAAAGUCUGGAGCAAUUUGCUGACCCACGCCGCCGGCCUUAUCGUCCUGAUCCUCUGCUACUGCGCCCAUUCGAUCCUCGUCCGCGGCGUCUACCUGGACGCCGAGGAACCCGGAGCCAACGCCGCCGUACUGCCUUACCACUACGUUCGAUAUUUUAUUCUGAAGAGACGGAGAGUUUUGGCGGGAUUGGCCGAGGAAGCGGAAGCGGGCGAAGAGCGGGAGGAAGAGCGGAAGCAUCAGCAUCAGCGGGACGGACGCGUCGUUGAAAACGGCUGGCUUCCCGAUGAGGUCGUGACGAUGAUCGACGAUUCUCCGGAUGAGGACGAUCACCGGUGGAAAGCUUCCAAUAACGACAAAGAAUCGGCUAUUUAAAAAACAAAAUCUGAACUUUUUUAUUUUUGUUUUAAAAUAAAAUAAAAACAUAGCAUUCAAUCAAGUUGUAAUAUUUUCGAUGAAAUCAAGAAGAAGAAGAAACUAAAACCAACCAAAAUAAAGUCGGUUUUGGACUUGUGGUUGAACCCGAGAUCGCACCGCGUGUCUUAUAUUUCUUUCGUUCGUGUUGUUGUUGUUCUCCCAACGUUUCGCCCGCACACUUUUCUUUUUAUUUGUUGUGGAAAAUUAUUUUUAAAAAAAGAAUUGUAAUUUUUUUGUUCUCUCCCCACCAUCCCAUCCCUCCCCCCUUGGAUUGUAAUCGUUGUAAUACAAAAUCAACUUUGAGAGA
Messenger RNA from Daphnia pulex (common water flea), 2174 nucleotides. RefSeq lists its product as uncharacterized. Gene Ontology annotation, biological process: clustering of voltage-gated calcium channels; neuromuscular synaptic transmission; neuron-neuron synaptic transmission. The transcript has 6 exons. NCBI's taxonomy places the organism in Eukaryota, Metazoa, Arthropoda, Branchiopoda, Diplostraca, Daphniidae. The record is from RefSeq and is a predicted model, not a curated record. Gene Ontology annotation, cellular component: presynaptic membrane. Bases 599 to 1825 code for a protein of 408 amino acids.